UGUGAGGAUAGAGGAGCAUCGCGUUGCGCAAACGACCCGCGCCGUCGGGCGACCAGCAGGCCGCCAGUCUAUCUAAGUCUAUCGUUCACGCCGAGCUAUCAUCUUCUUGCGCUAAGCGCUACGUUCAGAGGUAGGUAUACUGUACUUGUUGCUUACGGACGGGCCGCGCGGCGCAGUUCGUCACGGGGCAUAGAUAGAAGUGGGAUACUGGGAUAGAGAAGGAGGGUGCGAAGAAGUAGCGGCCGGUCGUGCGAGAAGAGAAGAGACGAGACGAGACGAGAAGAGAAGAGAAGAGAAGAGAAGAGAAGAGAAGAGAAGAGAAGAGAAGAGAAGAGAAGGAAGUAGGAAAGAAAGGGAAGACUACACGCACGGCUCUCCACGCGACACCUCCGUGUCGCACGCGCCGAUCAGCGCAGAUCAUCGCAAGCCGGGAGGCUCAUCAUGUCGCAUCAUAUCGUUACCGUAUGCGUGGUGUGUGUACUGUGCACUGCACAUGUACCCUGUUCGGCGCAUACGAAUUUGUCGGUGAUGGCAUCGAAUAAUUCAACAAAUACCAAAAAUCAUUCGGAUCCACAAGGACAACCAUAUAUAUACUUGAAGAAUCAACAGAGAUAUGAUCCAAGUAACUUCACUAGCAAUAAACACGACUCUGUAAGAUCUCAUCCUAUUCAACACAUUGACAGUAAUAGCAAUAAUAAUGUUUCGGUAACCACUGACGCGAUAUCAACUGCAUCAUAUGAUACUCAUCUUAAGAAGCAGAUGACGGAAAGCUUCAAAGGCGGCGGCAAUCUGCAAGAUAUACGAUCCUCAAUUAACAACGCAAGUGUAUCUAUAAAUUCAAGAGAUACAGAACUUUUGGAGCGUCUUGCUCAAACAGAGUUGGUGACAAAUGUCAAACAAAAGUCUGCACGAUAUAGCGAAGAUUUAUAUACCGUUAAUAAAUCUAGAUUAAAAAGAGAUGUGAAUGAGAGGUACUUCAUGCAGAAGAUCUUUGAGGCUUAUGGAGAUGGAACGAGUAUAACUAUGGAAGGUUUUGAAAAACUUGUCCGGAAAUUGGGUCUACUAAGAUUAUUUGAUACGUUAGAGGUGGAUAGUGAUACCACUGAUAGAAAUAAUAAUAAGAAUUUUCUAAGUAAAGGCCUACACGAUGCAGAUAGUAACAAUAACAAGGAAAGAUGCUUAAAUAGUCAAGAGUUGCUAAGUACUGUUGCCCAAGAUUCACACUACGUUUUCAAUAAUAACGCGACGAUAUUGCCUAGCUGGCUUUUCGAACGGGUGUGUCCGGUUCUUGUGUAUCAAUUAGCGGCCGAAUCCAGUUCGGAGAGAAACGGCUGUAUACGAGUACCCGAGAACUACAAGCCUGUCAUGCCAAUCGAUAAAUUUUAUACAGCGGAGGAUUCGGCGCGUAAUACUGUAAAAGUCUGGGUAUAUUCAACAGUUAGUAUUUUCGUAAUUAGUCUUAGCGGAUUGCUCGGUGUAGUAGUAAUUCCGAUCAUGGGAAAGAAUUAUUACCAUCACGUGCUACAAUUUCUAGUUGCCCUGGCCGUAGGUACUUUAACCGGUGAUGCCUUUAUCCAUCUAUUACCACACGCGAUGAUGCCACUUCAUCACCAUGAAAACGAUAAAUAUCAUGAACACGAACAUCAUCACGACGAGAGUAACGCGUUAUUAAUCGAUCAUGUGAAUCUACAUAGUAUGAAUAUGUGGAAAGGAUUAAUCGCUAUGAUGGGUUUCGUGACAUUCUUUUUCACUGAGAAGGCGUUAAAUAUGAUAUCCGAAUGGCGAAAGCAUUGGCAGCAUAAGAAAAAGUUACCUACGCGCGUGAGAGUAAUGAGGGAGAGCGAUGGGCCAAACAGCAAUGUUGUCGGUGAAAAGCUAUGUAAACACAAAUACUCUUCGUACCCAUAUUGUUACGGCGAGAUUGCUAGUGAAACUCAAGAUAAUCAUCACAAUCGUCGAAUGAAUCAUCAUGAGAGACCACCUAUCAUCGAGGAGGAAAAACCAUUGACAUCCAAUUGUAAUUCUGUAACGAAAAUCGUGACUGAUGACAUAGAGAAAAAACCAAAGGAUGAUUGGAGAAUGGAUGAUCCGAUUGUAAAUGCUAAGAAAAAUGCCGAUGGUGCUGACGUAUCAUUAAAUGAAUCGGAGAGCUAUACCGUCAUUCUACGUGAACACGAGACCAAACAUCACGGCCAUAGUCAUUCCCAUGGCCACGUACACUCGGCUCCCGAAUCAAUGUCCAACGUGGCUUGGAUGGUUGUAAUGGGGGAUGGUCUGCACAAUUUUACGGAUGGCAUGGCUAUCGGGGCAGCUUUUUCAGCAAACAUCGCAGGUGGAUUCUCCACGGCUAUUGCUGUUCUCUGUCAUGAAUUACCUCAUGAACUCGGUGACUUUGCAGUACUUCUGAAAGCGGGCAUGAGUACCAAACAGGCUGUUUUUUACAAUUUAUUGUCUUCAGUGCUUUGUCUGUUAGGUAUGAUAGGCGGAAUAUUGUUAGGAAGUACUCCCGACGCUACCAGUUGGAUAUUUGCGGUUGCCGCUGGAAUAUUUAUAUAUAUAGCAUUAGUAGAUAUGGUACCAGAAUUGUCGUCGAGUCAUUCCGCGGAAAGUGGUUCGCGAUUACAAUGCAUUUGGCAAACUUUAGGCUUAUCGACAGGCCUUGGAAUUAUGUUACUUAUCGCCGCCUACGAGCACGAUCUUAAACAUAUUUUUGACAACUAG
Molecule: messenger RNA, 2721 nt
Organism: Atta colombica
Lineage: Eukaryota; Metazoa; Arthropoda; Insecta; Hymenoptera; Formicidae
Product: zinc transporter foi-like
Exons: 11
Coding region: 442-2721 (759 amino acids)
Biological process (GO): zinc ion import across plasma membrane; intracellular zinc ion homeostasis
Cellular component (GO): membrane
Molecular function (GO): zinc ion transmembrane transporter activity
Source: RefSeq, a predicted model, not a curated record